GCCAGGGGACUCCAUGUCCCAGCAUGACCUUCGGCAGGAGGCCGAGCGGCCCGCCUUCGCGGCGCCGCUUGUGGGAAAUGGAGUCCCGCCUCCGUUAGCGGAUAUCGAGGCGGAUGGUGGCCGGGACUCCAUUUCCCAUCCGCUCCCGCGACAGGGCCGGGCUGGGCCGGCUCCCGAGCCGCCUCAGACGGAGCCAGCCAGCCAGCGCGGCCCCCCUUCCCUUUUCCCCGGUCCCGGCCUCACCAUGAGCAGCGGCAGCGCCGGCUCUUCCCGGCCCCGGACGAGCUCCUUCGCAGACCCGUCAGGCGGGGCUCCCGCCACGGCGCCCGCCGCGCCAGGCCCCACCUCGGGGGCAGCGCCGGGGGGGAAGCCCGGGGGGGCUGCCGGGCCUGGGCCGGGGGGAGGCGGGACCAGCACGGCAGUCGGCUCCUUCCCGGGGCUCAAGCUGGGCCGUAAGUACCGCCUGGGUCGGGGGUGGCAGUGAGGAAGGGGGAGGGGGGACAAAGAAGGGGUGGGGGAGGGGAAGGGAAGGGGUGGCUUGAAUGAUAUCGACCAGAGGAAGAGGAGAAGGGCAGGGGGCUGGGGGAGAGUUGGGAAAGGGCGAAAGAAAAGAGGGGUGCUAGGGAAGUGGGGGGAUGGGCGAGAGCUUGGGAGGCGGGGACAAAGGAGGGGGAGAUGUGGGGAGAAAUGGGACGAGGGGGAGUAUCUGAGGGUGCUCAGCCUUUGGGGUGGCUGGCAUAGGGUGGUAGGGAGGAGUCUCCGAGAGCCACACCUGCUCUUGAGGGUGGUGCCAGUUUUGGGGGCUCCGGAGGUUUAGGCAAAGGGAAGCGGGGUGGGGGACAGGGGUCCUACUUUCCUCCCUGGGCUCCUUUGGGAGGAAGGGUGGGAUAUAAGCCUAACCAAUGAAUGAAUAAUCGAGGAGGGGACAGGUUGGAAAUGUGCCCCUUAGGUUUGAGGAGGUGUGUGUUUAUUUUGGAGGGGUUUGCUAACGGGCACCAGCGCAGGAGAGAGCUGGGUCACUUGGCACCUCAGAGUGGUGAUGCAGAAGAAAAGUUGGCCUGGGUCGGUGCAGGGAGAAUCUGCAAGAGCUUGAGGUUCUCAGCUGGUGGGACCAGGGCUCUGGGAAAAAGGCUAUUUGAGGUCAGCAGCUGGACGAGUGGUCCAGAAUUAUACUGGUGACGUCAGGAUGAAAUCAUUGAAGCCGGGAGGUUAGUAAGGGUAGCCAGGGGUGUUCAUUUCCAUGGGGUUGAAGGAGGCAGCCUGUGACGGCUGCUGGAAUUGUCUAAGCUUUCCUUAGUGCCAAUCUGGUCCUGAGAUGAGCUAGUUUGCAUAGGAAUGACACAGUGCCCUCCAGGAGGGGGUUGCAAUGAAAGAUGGGCUGGACCAUGGAGGGGAGGGAGAACGACUAAUGCUUGGGUGAAAGAGCAAGGAGAAUUGGAGCAGGGUCUGGUUGCCUGGUAACAGGCAGUUCAGAAUGGGCGUGGCAGUGGCAGCACAGGUAAGGCAGUGCAGGUGUGUGGUUGAAAGAUAGUGAGGGGCGGAGGUAUUGGGUGGAGGGAGGCUGGACACUGAGAAGGGAAGCAAUGUGCAGCAUGAAAGUUUAGGAUUUUAGGGGCACAAUCAUAAUUCCAUCAAUUAGCAAUGGCACUUUGAGAAGAGUGGGUGUAGACCAAGACCCUCUAAGCCUCCUAAUCUCAAAGGAUAUUUUAUGAGUGUUGCUGUCCACCCCCUUUGGAUUACCAGUUGGGAAAAGGACAACCACCCCACCUAAAAAUCAGGUUUGGGGUAUGCAGUUGCUGGUCCCUAUUAUCAAGUGCUUUGUAAGGUUUAGCUAUAGCAUAGGGAAUUACGAUGUGACAUUUUUUGGUUACUCAUUUGGAUUGCCUUAGGAAUGUUGUGUGUUCAGCACCAGCUGUUGGGUACGGGUGUGUAGGCCAUUGGACUCAGUGAUGAAGCAGCUUGGGGGUGCUGAGGGUCACCUAAUGGUGUCCUAUUUGGAGCAUGUUGACAUUGUGUUGGAGAGGGUGUGGAUAUGUGUUUGGGGAGCGGAAGUCAAGUGGUGCUUGAGAUUUCCACAGCAUCUGGAACUCUCACCCCUUUUCUCAAACAUUCCCCUUCUUCCAGGAGAUAGCGGCAAGGUGACCACUGUGGUGGCCACACCAGGUCAGGGCCCCGACCGCCCCCAAGAAGUUUCGUAUUCUGAUAUCAAGGUCAUCGGCAAUGGGUCAUUUGGGGUUGUCUACCAGGCCCGACUAGCAGAUUCCGGGGAGCUGGUGGCUAUCAAGAAGGUGCUGCAAGAUAAACGCUUCAAGGUGAGUUGAAAGGGAAAGUCUGUCAAUGCGUCUUGCUGAUUUCGCCACUUGGGAUUCUGUAGCUCACCUCGAUCUUCUUGCUUUCAGAACCGAGAGCUGCAGAUCAUGAGGAAGCUGGAUCACUGCAACAUCGUUCGCCUGCGGUAUUUCUUCUACUCGAGUGGGGAGAAGGUACGGACAGGGGAAGAAAUGGAGAAUGGUUUGUUCAGAAUGUCUGGCAACAUUGGUUCCUAUCCAUUGGCCACUUUUGCUGGGGCUGAUGGGAGUUGGGGGAGGACGGCUGAUUCCUCACUCCUGAGUUAGGCUGAGAGAGCAGCUGUGUUAAGGCAGCCUUUGCCUAACUGGUUCCCUCCAGAUGUUUUGGGCUACAAGUCCCAUCAGUCCAAAGGGGGACCAAAGACUAUGCUGAGCUCAUUCAGCUCUACAGCCAAAUGGGAAUUUGAAGCUGGGUGUCCUCAGUCCUAGUCUAUUUGCUAUGCCCUUCCAUUCUGGCUCUUUUAUACCAGAGGGUCCACUGGGAAAAGGUUUACGGCAAAUUUGGAUGAUUUAGCAGUAUGUAGUUCUCAUGAUUGGCAUGAUGAAAGCCGCAGUCAGAUUGUCGACACUUUGUUCUUACUCUAUACAGGAUAGUCUUACUCUACUUCGGUAAUCCGAAGUGGCAAUAGCUGUUAAGUUGUGUUCCUUUGUGCUACUUCCUAAAUCCAGGCUUUUGGGGUGCAGGCAAAGCUAACAGUGAUAACAAAAUUGAGGCUUCUCUUAAUUGACCUCUUUGUUUCCAGCCCUUUGGUGUUUUUGCCAAGAUCUAAUUGAGGCGCAUCUCAUCAGAGCUCAGCUACAGGAUGCGUUUUCAUUGCUGGAGCUGAACUCAAAAGCACCUGGAAAUAGCAGAAUGCCUUUGAGCAUAAAUACGCAGCACUUAACUGCUGAGGAAGCAACAGCUGCCCUCUCUGCACCUGGGACUUGAGUUCUGCCUUCCAGAUAAGCGGGAGUAUGCAACACAUUUCUCUUUUUAAAAAUUAAGCCCUCAUUUUUCUUGUUGCGCUUCUAUCCUUUACUGCUGCAACCAUAUGAGCUCUUUAUGUAAAAGUCCUUUUAUAUUAUAUGAGAGUCUGUAUAUCUUUUCGAGACGAAAGCUGGGGUUGGGGCAGUCCUAACAGGUGUAUCUUGAGGGUUCCAUGUUGCCCACUGCCAUUUGUAAGGUGGAGAUGGUCUGGAGGUUCCCUCACUUCCCUCUUCUUCACAAUCUGUUGCAGAAGGAUGAAGUUUAUCUUAAUUUAGUCCUGGACUUCGUGCCCGAGACGGUCUAUCGCGUGGCCCGGCACUUCACCAAAGCCAAACAGACCAUCCCUGUCAUCUAUGUAAAGGUGAGUGUCACUCCUGCUUCAAAAUGUUCCGUGCCCAAGAAGACAGUGGCACCCAGGACCACAUUUGCACAUUGCAAUGAACCAUGCCUUGCUCUCUCUUCCCUCCUUGCCUAGCAAGAGUGAGAACAGCAAAACACCAUCCCGGACUUAGCAUUGCGUCUGAACUCGGGGUUGUUCUGCUCAAACUAAGAUCGGGAAGCCAAGGGAUGGACCUUUGCUUCACGUUUUGGGAGGAGCCUGCUGAAUCAGGCCAAAGGCCUAUCUUGCUGAGCGCUCCAUUCUCACAGGGGCCACCCGGAUAGGAAAGCCUGCAAGCAGGACUUCCCACCUGUGAUUCCCAGCAGCUGAUAUUCAGAGGCGCAAUGCCUCCGGCCGCAGAGGUAGAACAUAAGACUUAGUCAGCUGCCACAUUAUAACCCCACCGCAUCUGUAAGAACUUGAUUGUUUAGUGUGGCAGCACCCAACACGUUGGAACUCCUUGUCUAUUUCGGGCAGGUGCCUUCAUUGUAUUCUUUUCGGUGCCUGCUGAAGGCAUCCUUAUUUAGAUAAGCCUGCCCAGAUGUUUAGAAAGUUUGCAUGAGUUUUAAAUUGUUUCAGUCUAUUCUAUUGUGGCUUUAACCUUCUGUGUGUUUUAAAUUAUUGUUAUAAAUCUUUUAGUGACAAUUUUAUUGUUUCAAUUUUUUUUUGAGGUUUUCUUUCUAUAAUCAAGUGGUAUAUAAUCUUUAUGAACUAAAUAAAUAAGCUGUCAUCGUAGCUAGUCCUCCAUGCAGUUGCCUACAGCCUUGUGGUUCUUGGAUGAAGGGUGGUGUAUAAAUUUAAUAAAUAAUAGUAGCUAUUAUUAAUUAAAAACUUACUUAAUUGAAAGUUGAGGUUUCCUGGAAGCAGGGGUUGAGUGCCCAUAAUGUCAUAUUUUGCAUGCUGUACAACGACAGCCCAUGCAGAGUCCUGGGUGUAAUGAAUGCUUCAGAAGUUAUGGCUGCGAUGCAGUCAGACGAGCCCCUGGGCCCAUUAUGGAGCUGCUGUUCCUGGUUUCAACAAAGACGUCAAGAUGGUAACGGCCAGAAGACGUCUUGAACCCCCUCUGUCCUUUGAAGGGGCAAGAGCCCCCCAUGCGUUCCCAUUUUAAUGCGUACAGUCGGAAGGCUCUUUUUCGCCUCCUCGGGAUUUUACAAUGAGCCUCGGGUAUUAAUAAAGUCGAUUGGGAUCUCCCAUCAUUUUUGAAAGGUUUAUUUGACUAACACGGAUCGAGAACAAACACCCCUAUUUUAAAAUAAAAUAUCCCUGUCGGAAAGGGAUGAUGAAAAUAUUAUUUUAAUUUAUCGCCUGCCUUUCACCCCAAGGUUAGCUUGUAAGGAAAAAUAAGUGUUGGGACCUACCCCCUUCUCUGAUUUUAAAUAUUGCAUGUUAUGUAGCAGGUGUGUGGGACCUUGGGGCCUUCGGAUGCUAUUGCAUUACAACUUUCUCCAUCUAUAGCCAUUUGCCAUGCUUGCUAGGGCUGAUGGGAGUUACAGUUCAUCAACACUCAACGACCGAAGGUUUCCCCCUACUUCUUAUAUAGGAAAGGGAAAAACCACUUUGCUAACACCCACUGAUCCCAGUUUCCAUCAGCCCCAGCCAGGCGGCCAGUGAUUAGGGAUGAUUGACAUUAUAGUUCUUUUUUUUUUAUUUAAGGGAAAGGGCUUUUAAGUAGUGCUGUGCUCUUUUUACUAUCUGAAUUUUAAUAGAUCUGUUUUAUAUUGUUUUAAUACUAUUAUAGUCUUAAUUGCUUUUUAACUAUUACCUUUUAUACAUUCUUCGCCUUCUGUGUUUUAUGUGUUGUUUUAAUUUGUGUAAGCUUCCUUGAGUCCUGGUCUGGGGGAAAAGGAGGGAUACAAAUAAAUAUGAUAAUAGUCCAGAAACAUAUGGAGGAUUAAAGGCUUCCCAGCCCUUCCCUGAGGCACUCAUGUUGCCCCUUCCCAAUCACAGCUAUCUUUUCUCCUUCUUUUGCUAACCUUUCUGAGUGAAUGGGCUGAGGUUUUCAUUUUUCAUUUAAUACUUUCUUACUUGCCCGUUCCCACAAGGUUCAAGGAUGGGUUACAGUGACAGGAUAUGCAAUUUGUAAAAACAAAAACAAAAAAAUCACUAUAACUAUAAAGCAUGAAAAAUUGUUCCAAAUGGAACAGGAUAACAGACAUUUUUGUCUCUAGCUAAUUUUUAGACUCCCAUUAACUAUUUUGCAUUUCUAAAAUACUAUAUGUGUACAUUCAUGUAAAGCUGUCUCAUAUUGAGUGAAGCUACGGGUCCCUGUAGCCCAGUAUUAUCUUGUCUGCCUGGCAGUAGCUCCCUGGGGUCUUUGAGGGCAGAGAAGGGUCUUUUUCUGCUCCUUCUGAUGGGAUGUGCUGUGAAUGGUCCCUUGUCUUUGUGCAGUUCGUCUGCUGGUGGGGUUUCCCUAUCAAUAGCGAAUAACAUCUCUGCUUAAGGAUCUGUACUGACCUAUAAAAUGUAUCUUAAACGUCAAUAGACUUCUCUUCCUGAUCCCACCCCUUUUCUCAGUUAAUUUUGAAUUUUAAUGGCACUUCCAGUCCUUUUGAAGCCUCUCCAUAGAUGAGGUUUCUGUGGUUUUGUUUUCUUCAAUUACUGCUGAUUUUGUUUUGUUGGUUUUACUUCUCUUGCAGUUUCUGUUUUUAUUUGGAAGCAGCCCUGAGUUUGAUUUUCUUUUUUCUUUUAUCCUAGAAAGGCUGUGUGUAAAUAAAAUUGGUGCCAUGCCACAAGUCACUGUAGCUUUUCUGAUUGUAAAGGACCAUUAGGUCCAGUCGCGGUCGACUCUGGGGUUGUGCGCUCAUCUCGCUCUAUAGGCCAAGGGAGCCGGCGUACAGCUUCCGGGUCAUGUGGCCAGCAUGACUAAGCCGCUUCUGGCGAACCAGAGCAGCACACGGAAACGCCAUUUACCUUCCUGCUGGAGCAGUACCUAUUUAUCUACUUGCACUUUGAUGUGCUUUCGAACUGCUAGGUGGGCAGGAGCAGGGACCGAGCAACAGGAGCUCGCCCCGUCGUGGGGAUUUGAACUAUUGACCUUCUGAUUGGCAAGACCUAGGCUCUGUGGUUUAGACCACAGCGCCACCUGCGUCCCUUUUUCUGAUUGUAGGGAUUCCUAAUAGGAAUGGCAAGGUUGGGUCAGACCAGUGACGCAUUUUUUCGCCCAACAGUGGCUAAACUGAGGUUCAUGGUUCUGACGUGGCAGUGAUGCCCAUUUGCAUUGUUGAACCAUGGUAGCUGGGAGUUAGAGGUAUAUUGUAGUUGAACGUGGAGAUUCGGGGUUGUGGCAGCAGGCUCUUUAAGCCGCCAGAGGCCCCAGUGAACAGAAAGGUGGAGGGGGAUGUGAUUUUGUUGAUUUCCCCUCAUGCUCCUUCCUCAAAUCUCCUCCAGUGGGUUGGGGGACCCUUUGAACAGUGUGGAAGAUGGUGCUGAAGCUGCAGGAAAAAGGGGAAAUUUACAUAAAUCACCUCUGCCCCCCCUUUCCCAUUCACAGAAGCUUCCACUGGAUCAAAGAGCCUUUCCACAGUUGGAUACAACCCAGUGCUAAUUAGUUCGUAUGGAUGACAGCCACUGAUGAGAAUCUUAUGCAUUUGCAGAGUGCCGCCGUUCAGGGCAAAUGCAGGGAACAACGCGUCCAUGUGCCGCAGUCUAUUUUGCACUGAGGUUUCUAACCCGCUUUCCCCACCCCAACAAUGCAGAUGCUCAAAGCAGCUAACAAAAUGCAGGCAAAAUAAAAAUAAAACAUCAGGAUAACUGGAGUCCAAAUAGAUGCAUAACUACAACACACCAGAAACAGAAUUUUAAAGAAAAUGCCUAGCUUUUGGUGGUCGCUGCCAGAAGAUGGCUGUUUGGUAAUCAAUAUGUGAACUUUGGCCUUCUUGAAUGGGAUACGUGUGUGUGCCUGUUCUCUUUGAGUUUUUCCUCUCGUCUUAGGCUUCUGUCUCUGGCCUGCUUUCUUUCCCCCUGAGACUGCUCCCUCUGUUGGCCUUCCCAGACAUCUCUUUUCACCUCUGCUGGACAUUGGCCUUUCACACACACACACACACACACACACACACACACACACACACGGCUUCCUGAGAUUCUCUGAUUUGCCUUCAGUUUAGUAUCGGAGCAGCUUAGCAAAUGGCAGCAGGACAGUCUUCCUCUUUCCGAGCCCUCUGUGACAUUAAGGAAGCCCCAUGGGCUGCGCCACCACCGCAAAUCUUUUAGUUCGAGGAUGGAGAACCUGUGGUUGCCGCCAGGUGUUGCUGGACUACAACUCCCAUCAUCCAUGGCCAUUGGAGCAGGCCAGCUUGGGCUGAUGGGACUUGGAGUCCAGCAACAUCUGAUGGUGGCCACAUCCAUCGGGUUCCCGUCCCUGGCUCCAAAGUCACAUGCUGACGGCCACUGCAUCAUCUGUGGCAUUAAACUCCAUAGGCUGGUUAUACGUUGAGCCUAAAGUGCUUUCCCUUGCUUGCGUUUUUAACUUGCUGCAUCCCCACCCAUGACUGAGCCAGGGUCUCUGAGCGAAACACCUCUGUACGCAUUAUAUCAUUUAAGUUACUGUUUUAACCUCAAUGUCUGUCAUCUCCCUCUCUCCCAACCAGGUGUACAUGUACCAGCUGUUCCGCAGUCUUGCUUACAUCCAUUCUCAAGGCGUGUGUCAUCGGGACAUCAAACCCCAGAACCUACUGGUGGACCCCGACACAGCAGUACUGAAGCUUUGCGACUUUGGCAGGUGAGAGAGGCAUGGAAGCGGCUGUUCCCAGCACACACGCCCCCGUAGAAUGGACUUCGGCCCUUGUGUGAUGGAUUUACAAAUCACCCUGGUGCUCCAAAUACACAAGUAGACUUGUUUCUGUCCGUGACCCAUAAUUUACUCAAAAUAUUCAGCCAGAGGUUUGCUUGGUUAUUUCAUACCCAUAUGUGCGACUCAACUUCUGCUGCCUCUCAUGCCUCCUUUUCCCCUGUUGCAUAGCUCCAUCAUCCUACAGGCCUCAGAUAAUAUUUAUUUAUUUAUUUAUUCAUUCAUUCAUUCAUUCAUUCAUACCCCACCCAUCUGGCUGGGUUUCCCCAGCCACUCUGGGCGGCUUUCAUCAAAAAAAAUUAAAAAUACAAUAAAACGUCAGAUAUUAAAAUGAGGCUUCUCCACCAAUUAGUUCCUUCCUUCCUUCCUACCUUCCUUCGUUCGUUCUUCCCAAUGCUUUCCCUUUCCCCUUCAGCGGUUUGACCACCCUGUGAUAUCUCAGGGUGGAAAUGGAGACUCAUAGGCUCCAGUCUUUAAUCAACAAAGGCUGCAGCUGGCUGACAUAGUUAGUUGGGGUUCCGAGUUCAGGGUGCAGGUUUACACACAAUUUUGUGUGUUUUGUGCAGGGUGGAUUUGAUUUAAAUCAAAUCAAUUUAAAUCACUAGUCAGUAAGACUUGAUUUAAAUCAUUUUUUUUACAGAAAGACUCAUUCUUGCUGGUAUAAUCUUAAUAUUUACAACCAUAUGAAGGUUUAAUUUUUGGAAUAAUAAAUUUUCAGAGUAGUUUUUACAGUUAUAUCAAAAACUGCUGAUUUGGUUAUACUAUUAGAAAUACAUAGAUAAUUAUGAAAUUAUUGUGAGGUUUAAUAAGUUAACUGUUUCUAUUUGGACAACUUUUUCUGUUGUACUUUAUUGGAAGGAGAAAAAUAAUCAUUUCCUUAAUAAAAAAAAUAUUUAACUAAAACAAUAACAUAGCAUAUGUAUCCGUGUUUGUUAACUGAUGUGGUUAAACUUUUUUAAAAAAAAAACCAUUAGACUGAAAAACUUAAAACAAAUCCUUAUUUCCUGAUGAAUAAUCUUUGGACUAUAAUGCAACUUAAAUAGCAAACUAUUUUUAAAAAGAUUUUUCCUCCGAAAGCGUUUUAUUUUUUAAAAUCCAAUUUAAAUUAAAAAAAAAUUGAUUUAAAUUUAAAGAAAACCUGAUUUUAAUUUUUUUUUUAAAAAAAACCAUUGAUUUUUAUCCACCCUGGUUUUGUGGUCAUAGGCCAUCUUUGUCCUCCCUUCCCUUUCAUCUUACAAUGACUGGCAGCUUACCUUGCAGUCGACGAACUUCUUGCUGCUUUCAUAACUCACUGAAGCAGCUACUCAGUGUUGUUUUAUGCUGGUUGACCUUUUUAUGGGUAACAUCUUAAACGUGCUUUGGGGCCCUGCUUCUCUCAUCCUCAUCAGCCCUCUGAGAUGGAGAGAGAGAGAGAGAGAGGAAUAGCCAGCCCAAGGUCACCAGUGGCAAUUUGAACUUGGGUCUCCCAGUCCUAGUCCAGCCCCUUAAUUAUUACACUAUGCAAGCUGUUUGGUGAAUUCGUUUAAUUGAUGAAUUAGUGACUUCAGCAGGUGGUUAUUAAAAAGUCCUUAAUCAAAGAGUAGACUUACUUGAGCUAUACGUUGUGCACAGGAGAUUCUGACUAAAUAUUCAGAAAAACUUUCUGACAGAGCUGUUCAGUGGCGGAACAGACGCCUACGAGAGGUUCUAGACUCUCCUUCCUUUGGAGGUUUUUAAGCAGAGGUUGGAUGGUCAUCUGCCAUGGAUGCUUUUGCCGAGAUCCCUCAUUGCAGGGGGUUGGACUAGAUGACCUUUUGGUCCCUUCCAGCUGUAAGAUUCUAUGAUCCUCACAACAAUCCUGUGAGAUAGGUUAGGCUGAAAGAGAGAGGGAGAAAGUGCAGCUGGUUGAAAAGUCACUCACUGAGCUUCAAGGCUAAGGAGCGUUUGACCCCAGGUCUCUUAGUCUGAGACUAUACAGUGGUACCUUGGGUUACAGGCGCUUCAGGUUGCAUACGCUUCAGGUUACAGACUCUGCUAACCCAGAAGUAGUACCUUGGCUUAAGAACUUUGCUUCAGGAUGAGAACAGAAAUUGUGCUCUGGCGGCACGGCAGCAGCAGGAGGCCCCAUUAGCUAAAGUGGUGCUUCAGGUUAAGAACAGUUUCAGGUUAAGAACGGACCUCCGGAAUGAAUUAAGUUCUUAACCAGAGGUACCACUGUAACUCAGUUCUCAAACGAUGUGAUGUGCAGGAGAGGUGGCAUAUGUGGUGGGAAGAGUCAAGGAUAGUCAAAAGAAACAUUCAAACAUUUCAGUGUAGUACAGUCAUACCUCAGGUUACAGAUGCUUCAGGUUGCGUUUUUUCGGGUUACAGACCGCCGAAACCCGGAAGUACUGGAACGGGUUACUUCUGGGUUUCGGCGAUCGCACAGCGCCGUUGCAGGUUGCAAACGCUGUGGGUUGCGAACAUGCAUCUCGCACGGAUCACGUUCGCAACCCGAGCGUCCACUGUAUAGUGUCUUCCUUUUUUCUUUUUGCAGAAUACACAUAGGUAUCUUUUCACAAUGAGAGCAAGAACAUCAUGUGAUGUUGAGGACAAUCCUAGUUGUGUUUUCCAGUAUAUUUCUUCUCAGUGGCACAAGCAAAGUUUUAUUUUGAAAGAGUGCACCAUAGAAAAAAGUUUGAGAACCACCACUCUAACUGCCGCACCACUCCGUCUUUAUCACAGCCAUCCAUACUCUUGUUUCUCUUUCCAGUGCAAAGCAGUUGGUGCGAGGAGAACCCAACGUUUCCUACAUCUGUUCUCGCUACUAUCGUGCUCCCGAGCUCAUCUUUGGAGCCACAGACUACACCUCAAACAUAGGUGAGUGCCUGACCCUACCCUUGCAUCUUGCAUCUCUGUGGGGUUCAGACGCCUCUGCAGAGUGAAUGUCCUCUCAUUGUAACAAGUGAGUGGGACCUGGUGGCUGACGGAAAAAAGCUUUCCUGAAUUCUCUAAUGCCCCGAAGAGGUGGAUGCCUGAAACGUCAUCCAUUGUGAGAUGCAGUACGUCCUAGCUGGUAUUACCGUAUUUUUCGCCCUAUAGGGCGCACCGGCCCAUAGGGCGCACCUAGUUUUUUUUGGGGGGGGGGGGAGAAAAAAAAUUAUUUCCCCCCCAGGCGCGGGGCUGGGGCGGGGGAAGCCCGAGAACAGGCUGCUAUCCGCAAGCCUGCCGGUCUCCCCAGGCUUGCGGAUAUCUGCCUGAAGCCCGGGGCAUGCUCCGCUGCGCUCCCCGGGUUUCGGGCUGCAGGCUGCUGUCCGCAAGCCUUGGGAGCCCGGCGGGAAGUCGCACCAGGCUCCCAAGGCUUGCGGAGAGCUGCCCGAAGCCCAGGGUGCACUCCGCUGCAGGCUGCGGGAAGUUGAGCCGGGCUCCCAAGGCUUGCGGAUAGCGCACCGACCCCUCUCACUCUCCAGGCUUCAGCGAAUGCCUGCAUUCGCCCCAUAGGACACACACACAUUUCCCCUUCAUUUUUGGAGGGGGAAAAGUGCGUCCUAUAGGGCGAAAAAUACGGUAUGCCGUAAAGCAGGGAUGGGGAGUAUGUGGCUCAGCAGAUGUUGUUGGACUCCCCACCCCAUCAGCCUCAGAGGCUGUGGUCCAAGAACAUCUGGAGGACCAGAAGUUAUCCAUCCUUGCUAUAAGGAAGCUGCCUUCCAGAGUCUGCACCAUCUAGCUCAUUGCUGCCAACACUGACUGGCAAUGGUUCUCCAGAGUUUCAGACAAAAUACUCUUACUAGCUGGAUUGGAGAUGCUGGAGGAUCUGACCUGGGUCCCUUCCACAUGCGGAGUUUGUACUCUACUUCUGAUUUAUGGCAGGAGUUUCUCUCCUCUGCCCACCCAGUGCUAAAAGGAAAAAGUUGAGGACUUCCACUUCUAGGCAUGGGGUGCUGCUUCCCUCCCAGGAGGCCAGCUUUCAAUGAAGUCCCCAUCUGCUUCCUUCCUAGAUAUCUGGUCUGCUGGCUGUGUGCUGGCAGAGCUGCUUCUGGGGCAGCCUAUAUUUCCUGGGGACAGUGGAGUGGACCAGCUGGUGGAGAUCAUCAAGGUAACGAACUGAUCAUUUACUCUUUCUCGCUGGGCCACUCCAGCUCAAGUAUUCAAAUAAACACUCUUGUGGGCUCCCUCAGUGUUUUUCUAACAUCUUACUCUUGCCUGGUGAACCCUGUGCAUUCUAAAUGAAUUCUGGUGUGCCCCUGCUUGGUUCGUGUGGGUUGGUAGUCACACACCUCACCUUCAUGCACAACCGAUGUGACAGAAGACAGGUGAUGGUGCACAAAAUGUAUUUGGUUGGGGGAAACGGUAGUCUCCCCUUGCUGAUCUUGUCAGUGAGGAGCCACUGAAAAGAACUUGAAGCCCACCCAGGACACAGUUUGAAGGCCACUGGCGUACUCUUUCCUAUGCUAUAAAAUGGACAUACCUGCUUAGAAAGGGUUUGUUACAUCAAACAGAGGACUAUGGGUCAUCCCUCCCUUCAUGACAGGAGCGAGCCAGCAGUAAAUCACACCAAGCAAGUUGGAGUUAACUCUUUACUAGUGAGAACAGGAUCUGCACAGGUGUGUCAGGCCUAAUGAGCGCAGCAACUCAUCUCUGGCAGGUCUUGCCCCAUGAAGCCAUUGCUGAGACUGAAGGUCCCUGCCUCCCCACAGCUGCCUAAGUUCCCUCCUCAGUAGGGUUUUCCCCAAGCAAUCUGAGACUGCACCUGCGUGAAGCUAACUUCUCCGCCCUCUUCAUGCCUCUCCUGGUUCUGGGAGACGAGGGAGGGGAGCUAGUUUCAGCAGGAGGGGGAGACACCUUUGCCUCUUCCCCAGCUGGACUCCUCUUCUGCUUCAGCUUCUGAUUCAGAUUCUGCACUUGUCUCUGCCACAGACUCUCCCUGCUCACUAAAGCCUGUUACCUCUUCAGCUUCUCUUCAGUCUUCUCCCUUUUCUCCUUGAUCACUCAUCAUUGUCCCACCACCACCACUCGCCAGGCUCUGAGCCUUCUUCCUUUGGGGUUUCCCCAGCUGGUUCCUCCCACCAUGCCUCUGUGUCCAACCAGUCUGUGACUUUUCAUUUGGACAGAAUUCCUCCCAUCCCAUUGAGAUGCCAGUAAGACAUUGUGGGUAGGGGAGGAGAACUGAGAAGUCAUCCCGACAUGCUUUGUGACUAGAAUACAUUUCCUUUCUGUGAUUGUUGAGUGUGACAUUCCCCCCCUCUUCUUUCUCUCUUCCCCACCCCCCAAAGGUGUUGGGGACACCAACGCGAGAACAGAUCCGAGAGAUGAAUCCCAACUAUACGGAGUUCAAGUUCCCCCAGAUUAAAGCACACCCCUGGAUAAAGGUAAAGAUGGUGGGGGAAAUGCCAGGGUAGGUGGAGGUUGCUGAGAAUGCUGUCGUCCUCUGCUCAAAGUGCGGGGAGGCUCUUGCACAGGCUUGGGGAAUGGCAUCUACUACUCUGGAUCCCUGUCUCCCCACUCCCCACCCGGUGGGCCAAGUUGGGUAGGUGGGUGGGGCUGCCCACUUGUCAAUCAGCUGCCAUCACAACAGCAUCAGGCGAUUCCCACCCCGCUGCACAGAGCAGCAUUCUCUGCAGGCCCCAGCAGCCGGCCGAUUGGCAGUGCCUGCAAACCUCCUCUUGGUACAGCUAUACCUUUACCUGCCUCACGCUUGACACUGCAUAAUGCUGGGUGUAGUGCAGGUGGGCCCAGUUAGGCCUGAGGCUUCCCCACGGCUGCUCAAGGGUAUCAUUGGAGAGGGACAGUUGGGGGAGUUUUAGCUGCUUGGGGAGGCUGCGGCACAGGUUUCUCUCUCCGUUACCCUGUAUGUUCCAGAGGUUCCUCUUAAUUGCUUGUUGUUGAUAACUUGAACCCACCAGUUAGGGUCUUACCUUGUGAAGCAGCAGGAGAAAAAAAAUCAUUCCUUCUAUGUCAGCGUUUCCUAAACUCGGGUCUCCCACCUGGUUUUGGACUACAGCUUGGGAACUCUAGUCCCAAAACAGCUGGAGACUCAAGUUUGGGGAACACUGCUAUGUGACAGCAAAUACCGUAUUUUUCCGUCUAUAAGACGCCCCCACGUAUAAGACGCCCCCUAUUUUGGGGGACUCAGAUUUAAGAAAAUGGGGGGAGAUGUAUCCGUGUAUAAGACGGCCCCUAAUUUUUGACAUUAUUUUUUAGGGGAAAAACCUACGUCUUAUACACGGAAAAAUACGGUAUUUACAUAUAUAUCCCACCAUUCUUUAUGAAGAGCUUAGGGUGCCAAAAAAGGUCUUUAUCCUUACAGCCAACCUGUGAAAUAGGUUAGAGAGCGAGGGAGAGAACAAGAGCGAUCCUGGUGCAAGGUCACCUGAUAACCUUCAAGACUGGACAGGAGCUCGAGCUCCGCUAUCCCUAGACCGGCUACAUAACUCUAGCCACUAUGUCGUGCUGUCUUUGAGAGCGCACACUACUCUCUUCAAGACUUUUACCGGGGACUCCGGCAGUUCUCUGCUUAAAAGUCAUUGGCCGUGAUAAAGGUGGGCAUAUUGCAGAAAAUGCACAUGUGAAACUUGUUCCUUUGCAUGCAACUCAAGUAGCAUUUUUCAAGUGGACGGGGAGUGGAGCUGCAUUGCAUUGUGGAUGACCUCUGGUGCCCCCCAUGCCAGGUGUUCAAGCCCCGCACGCCGCUGGAGGCCAUCUCGCUGUGCAGCCGGCUGCUGGAGUACACGCCCGCCACCCGCCUCUCCCCACUGGAGGCUUGCGCCAACAGCUUCUUCGAUGAGCUGCGUGAGCCCAAUGCUCGGCUGCCCAACGGCCGCGACCUGCCCCCCCUCUUCAACUUCAGCCCUGUGGGUAAGUGGUUGGCAUCUUGGAAAGCAGGCAGAGCGGUGGGGCCGAGGGGAGUGUCAGGCAGGGGGGCCUAUUGUCAUGGUCCUCGAGGAAGCACAAAACAUUUGCUAGAGAAGACUUUGGUGCAGGUUAAAUUCCAUCCCCAGAUGUGGCCUCACUGAGCCAGGAAUUGAGUGGAUGCUUUUGAAUGUUGAUUAUUCAGUUUACUCUGCUACUCCACAGUUUUUCUUUUGCUGCUUCAUUGUCCUCCCCAUUUUGGGUCCUUGUUAUCCCUGCUUAUGGGUCAGUAAUGUAAAGGUCGUCCCCCAAGAUGGUUGUUGGCAAUGGAGUGUGCCUCCGGGGGUGAAGUCAAACCACUGUGUUAACAGCACCAAUGUGACCUCCCUGGGGUGCAACCCUGAGCAUGGAGGUCUUGGACUGCCCAGACGAUAAGACCCCCCCUCUCAGCCUCACUGAUGUGUUCCAAAGAAAGCAGAGCAAUGUUUGGCACCAGCUUGGCUGCAGGAGUUGCUGGAAAGAGUUGUACAAGGUGCUAUCCAACAGCCUUAGGGACUCCGCUCCAGAUUUGUGCAGACUUUUUCUUCUUCUUAAGAUAUCCUGUGAGGCAGCAGAGGUUUAAGAUCAGAGUUUCCUUCUCCUAGAUGGGCUCCCUUCCCAGGUUGACAAGCCCCAUCUGCCCCUCACUUCCCUCUACAGCACGUAUAGAAACCGCCUUCUUGACUGUUGGACCCACCAUUGUUCCACUCUGCUGGAGCCUGUUGCCGCGUGCAGGGGAAGUCCCUAACUCACUGAGGGAUUGAGACUCAGUGCCACGUCGUACUCCAUGUAUUCUCCACAAUGGAGGUAGCUAACCUGUCCCUACUCCCUGCGAGACUCCCAGCGUCUUCCCACACCAAUAUUGGAUUAGUGACGUGGUUAAUAAUUCUGUGGGCCUCAGCGAGCUUUCUACCAUUUUGGAUUAACUGUUUGAUCAGAACUUUUAAGAACCUCUCAAGCUCAACCCUUUUAACAACAGUUCGGAACCUCUGGGAAAUAUCUGAAACACCCCCACCCUAUUUUUUCCCUUGUAAUUGUGGGCUAGAACUCACUUCAUCAGAUGCAUGAAGAAUGAUCAUCCCUUGACAGAUAUCUGUGUGGCUGAUCCAGUCUCUCUUCCCUUGCAGAGCUGUCCAUCCAGCCAGGGUUGAACACAAACCUCAUUCCACCACACAUUCGAUCCCAGGCCAGCUCGGUGGGAAGUGUGCCUGGCUCCACAACUUCGCACAGUGAGUGCCUUCAUCCUCUUGAGAUUUGGCGCGAGAACAAUCGUGGGCUUGGGUGGGUUGUUCCUUUCAGUGGCGGAUGGAUGCUCAAGUAAGGCCGCUCUGAUGCAUUCUGGGAACGGAGUAGAGGGUUCAGUAUUACGCCUGAGACCUUUCCUUUCUCUCUUUGCAGGUGAGGGGAGAAUGGGAACCGACAGGAGCCAGGUGACGCCCGGGGACGGAGCAGGACCCAUCGCCAACACAUCCUGAGGGGCUGCUGGGCCGUGGGGCAGGUCCCCUCCACUUACCCCCUACCCUCCAGGCCACCCACAUGGACUUCUCUGAACUGUGAACGUGGGGGGUGGGGUGGGGAAGCAACGGUGUGGCCUGGGGGAUCAUGUGGAGCUUGCCUCCCGUUGGCCAGUGGGGAGGCCAAUCGGAGACGAGACGGCCACGGGGAGGGGGAGGGGGCGGAAUUCCCUGUCUCCCUGAAUCACUUCGCGGUUCCCUCCCAUGUUGUCCCAUGAUGCCUCGGCACGGGGAGAGGGCAGAAAAAAAUCCCAUGGCUUAAGGGCUCCCUUUUUCAAAAGCAGUCAAGGUUGGUGCCUCUGGGGAGGGGGAGAGACCCAAGAGCUGCCACCCCACCCCACCCCCAUUUCUCUCCUCCCCUCCCACCUUUCCCAAGGAUGGCCCAGUUCGAUUUUAACUUGCUCUUGUUUUUAACAUCCCCGAGGGAUACAAAAAAUGUUUUAUUUCCAGUCUCAUGUCACCCACGCUCUCCGAACUCCAACCCUGUGGCCCCCUCACACCGUUCUGGUCCCUCACUGGGUGUCCCUCUCCCACCCCAGACCUGUCUGCCUCUGAAACACGGAUGCUGUAUUUUUAAGCGGGUCAGUCUUUUCCCCUUUUUGUUUUCUUAUUAACCCCAAUAAAAUUCAACUUGUCACUUUCAGGUGGGGAAUUAGGACCGUUCCUCUUCCCUGAAAGGCCUCCCUCCCCUCCUUAUUUUGCUGGCUGUGCCUCCACCACAAUCUCUUAAUGGGAACAAGAAACUCCUAUCCCCCUUGCCUUGGACUGUGAGGGGGGCACGGCCAACCGCACCUUCCUCUUCCAACCCUCCCAUACGUCAUGGCACCAGGAUUUCUUGUGGGAAAUCCUCCCCCCCCCCCUUGCCCUCAGUACAGGCUGGCGUUGGGAGCUGUUCCUUCCCCAGGCAGGUGGAUAAAUUUACAGCAGAGCUUGCUCUGAGUUUCAGUCGUGUCUGCUCCCCAGCACCGCAAAUCAAUGAUGUGGGUGGAUGAGGGGGGGGAUGUUCUCUCAAAGCGGGUGGGAGGGGAGGGAAGGAGAAGACAAGUUUUAAUUCCAUGCCCUUUCCCUCUCCUGCUGUAAAUACAUCUCUUCUUUCCCCAUCCCUCUCCCUCAGUGGCUUCCUUUCACCAUUCUCCCUGUAAAUAGAUUAUAAUUUUUUUUUUCUUAAUGCAACGUUGCAAUGAUUGCCCCAAACCCCAUUUCCCUCUCCAUCUUCAGAUCGCUCUAGGAUUGAAGGUCCCCCCUGGGGAGCCAGGGUGCAGCCUGUGGAUAAAUUCCCCCACCUCCCCAUGCCCAUUCCUCAUCACUGCCCCCCCUCCCUUCCAACAUUGUGUGUUAGUUUCUUUCUUAGGUUUUUUGGCUGUGUACAGACAUCCGGUUCAAUAAAUUAUUGGCAUGAACGGAAA
Podarcis lilfordi (Lilford's wall lizard) is the source of this 18246-nucleotide messenger RNA. The record is from the annotation of a GenBank genome assembly. NCBI's taxonomy places the organism in Eukaryota, Metazoa, Chordata, Lepidosauria, Squamata, Lacertidae.